AUGCAGCCGUUUCAGCUCACCCUCUCCAACAAUGGCACCGUGACAGGUCUCCAAUCUAUCCCACCAUUAUCGGCACUGUCUGCUGAUAACCGUCCCUUGAUUGUUGGACUCCACGGCGGAGGCUAUGAUAGUCAAUAUUUCGAUGCCACUCCCAAGUAUUCUGCCUCCUUGGCGAGUAUUGCAUUCGGGGUGCCUUUUGUGUCCAUCGAUCGUCCUUCUUAUGGAGGAACCAGCUCGAUUCUGCCCAUUCCAGAGGGAUCUGACUUCCCCCAAGAGACUGGUAUCUGGUUGCACCGCUACAUCCUGCCGGAAAUUUGGACCGAGAUUGGCGUACCCAACAAAUGCAACUGUGUCGUCCUCUUUUGCCAUAGCCUAGGGGGCAUGGGAGGGAUAGUCGCCGCAGCUUUGCACGCUCAAGACGAUACACCGUUAUACCCACUUGGUGGUAUGAUUUCAAGUGGCUUGGGCAACAAUCAGCCUGAAUCGAUGAAGAAUUUUACCCCAUCUUUCUUGCCUGUUGAUGCCGAGCACGGAUUAUUUCCUGUGAAUGACAAAGAUGCUGUGAUGUUCAAACCAGGGACUGUUUCCCCAGAGGUUUUGGAGCAAAGUGAACGCCUCAAUGCCGUGUCUCCAUAUGCGGAAACUCCUCACUUUGCACCUGUGUGGCUCCCCGAAUGGAAAGAGAAGUGGGCGGCGCAUGUGUUAGUGCCCGUGAUGUUUGCUCUUGUGGAGGAUGAUCCCUUUUUUGUUAGUUCGGAGGAAGAACUUGAGGCCUGCGCGCAGGCGUUCAAGAAUAGUCCUCGUGUUGAUAAGAGUUUGAUUAGAAGUGCGCCUCAUUGCAUCGAGCUAAGCCACUGGUCGCAAGGGUGGUAUGCUCGAGGCUUUGGUUUCGCGCUGGAAUGUUCUGCCAGUUUGGCGAAUGACGGGACAUCCUAG
Penicillium mononematosum is the source of this 936-nucleotide messenger RNA. RefSeq lists its product as uncharacterized. The record is from RefSeq and is a predicted model, not a curated record. Lineage: Eukaryota; Fungi; Ascomycota; Eurotiomycetes; Eurotiales; Aspergillaceae. The coding region runs from base 1 to 936 and encodes 311 amino acids. The transcript has a single exon.